Molecule: messenger RNA, 1011 nt
Organism: Aspergillus chevalieri
Lineage: Eukaryota; Fungi; Ascomycota; Eurotiomycetes; Eurotiales; Aspergillaceae
Product: RNA polymerase II mediator complex subunit MED27 domain-containing protein
Exons: 3
Coding region: 1-1011 (336 amino acids)
Cellular component (GO): mediator complex
Source: RefSeq, a predicted model, not a curated record
AUGGCCAGCACUCAACCCCAAAACCAAAUCCCAGCAGCAACACUCAAAGCCCGCUCAAACUCAAUCGUCGUCCCGAAAAUGGCAGACGCGAAAGUCGAGCACGCCGUGACAGCACCGGCACCAGCAGCACCGGCAGAAUCCACCGAUGCAAAUGUCUGGACAACAGAGCGACAACUCGUUUCGUCGCUGGCGAAGUUGCAGAAACUUGAAUCUAUGAUCCACGACCUCCGCACCCUCCUCCCAGAACGACUACUGGAACCCCUUGUCCCAAUAGUAAACCCACAGGUCCCAGCAAGCGGCAGCAAGGCACUCCCUAAAUCCCCGCAAAUGCUUUACGAGCAGCUUUCCUCCACAGCGCGCGCAGGCGUCGCCGAGGUGCAGUCUUUUCAGGAUCUCUGGCGGAGUCCCGAACUCAAGGAAAUCUGGGACCAUGUUGACGCCAAGAUCCAGGAGGGAAACGGGGUGUUGUUGCAGCCGAGUGGGAUGUGGGAGCGGGAUUAUGGAGUGUUGCUUGAAGGAAUUGAGAAGGAGGAGGAUGCGCGGGGAGAAGAGGCGCGGAGAGCACAAGAAGACAGCGAACGCGCACAGGUGGAUGGGGAUUGGAGGAGGGUUGUUGAGGGGUUUGUGGGGAGGGGUGUUCCUGGUGUGCGGGUGGUUGGGGCGAAGGAGAGGGAUGCAGUGCUUGUAGUGUUGGUUAAGGCGGGGAUGGCGUUUGAGGUGCAGAGCCGCGAUGGUGAGGAGGGGUUGAAGUGGGUGGUUAGCAGUAAGGUCGCGCCUGGGAAGCCGGUGAGCAAGCUUGAAGCUGCGGUUGUGGAUUGUUUGAAUUCGCGUCAGCGACAGUGGGAUCUUGCUUUCGUCUUGGACAUGAUAAUCUCCUACACAACCAUCAAACAAACCCCCUGUGCAAAAUGCACCAAAAUGACCGACUCAACUGCCCAACUCCCGACCAUCCGUCGCCAGUCUCCUCCGCCCCAAUCAACCUGGGAAGCCUUCCACCCAGCAUGCCUCUAA